GAUGUCGCUAGGAUGCUUGAGAUCUACAAGAAGAAAGGCCUCAUUCCUCAUGAAAAGAAAACGUUUUUCGGCCAAACAGUUGCAGACUUCUGGGGGGCCACGGUGGACGGGGAAACUGGCUCGGUCCGAGCUAGCUUGAGUCGGGUCAUUCCCAUCGCCGCCGCCACCGAGCUGGUCCUCAGGAUCGGAGUUUGCAGUGCUGGACUGCUUGAGAUCCUAGUGGGAUGUUGGACUGCCACUUUCUUGUUUAGGCGCCGGCUUCUGUGCUUGCUUGGGGUCGUCUAUGAGCCUUUGCAAAGGGGUUUGACGAGAAAAAGCGUUUUCAAGCUCAGCCCCCAGCUCAAGGAGGAACUCAUUCUUUGCAUUACGUUGGCGCCUCUCGCAGCCACUGAUCUGCGAGCUAAGAAUAGCGAAUAUGUGUACUGCAGUGAUGCUUCCGACACCGGGCUCGGGAUCACAAGGGCCCCUUUGCCGCCUUCGUUGCAGAGUGAAGUGCACCGACAUAGAAUGCGAAAGGGAGCUUGGGUCAAGCUACUCAGCCCAUUGAGGAAGUUGCAGCGGAUUAAAGGACUGCUGCCUCCUGCCGAAGAGCUCCCGAUGGGGCAAGUCUUGCCCAGUCAUCCUUUGUGGAUGGUGCUCGGUGGGGCGCUGCAGUAUACUGAGGUCUGGAAGCAACGGGUCGCUUUAGGCUGCUGGGUCAAAGGCAGGGCCUCUUCUUUCAGCUUGAAUCAGGAGCUUCAGCAGAGCUUGGCAGUGCAUCUUGGGUGCAAUGUACAAUCCAAUGCUGGAUUCUUACCGACAGAGUUCAAUUCUUCCGACGGGCCUUCCCGUGGAAGAGCCGUGGACUCACCAACACUUCCUCUCCCUUCCUGGUGGGAAGAGCUCCCAUGCUUGGACGCUUUCGACUCGUGGCUUCAGGAGUACGGUACUGACCCCUACACGCUGUCAGGACUGCCGCCGUUCGACGAGCUCUACGAGGAGGUCAGACCCGAACCCUCCGCGAAGCAACUUGGAAGAACUUUGCUCAGCGGGUCAGCUCAAGAGUUGCUUGGAGCUGUGCCCAGCUGGCGGUACGUGCUCCCUCGCGACUGGACAGUUGGAGAGCGUUGGGUUCCAGACUUUGCCGGUUGUCUCGACUUGUUUUCUGGACAAAAGGGCGCUGCAAAAGCUCUGGCAAUGCAGGCGCGCACAUGGGUGCUCGCAUUCGACAUAGAGGAGGGGUCCGAACAGGACCUCCGAGAUGUCCGUGUGCAGGAGUUUGUUUUCAGUUUAGUCAACACCGGAGCUGCGGUAGGUUUGGGAUUUUCCCCGCCUAGUUCGAGUUUCUCAAGAGCAGUGAGACCUCCGUGGCGAAGCGCUGCCCAGCCUGAAGGUUUGAGCGGCCUUUCUGGGACAGCCGGCGCACGCGUCGCGGAAGGGAACCUACAAGCUGAGUUCAUCGGGAAGACUGUCAAAUUGUGUCUGACGCUCAACAUACAUUUUUGGGUGGAGAGCCCCUACGAUUCUUUCCUCUGGGACCACCCCGCCUUGUCGAAUCUGAACCCGAAGAGCCCUGAAUCUUGCUUCGCAGUGGACAUGUGUCGAUUCAACGCUCCAUUCCGGAAAAGAACUAGGAUCUUCACCAACCUGCACUUGAGGGGCAUUCGGAUGUUCUGUCAGGGCGGACACAAUCACCGUCGACUUCAAGGUCACGCGCCUGGUCGUCACUGCUGCUGGACUAAGGUUGCCCAGACGUUUCCUAGACGACUGUCCUGGUGGCUUGGCUACGCCAUGGCAGUUGAUGCAGGCUUCCUGGGACAGCGGCGGCAGCUGAAUGCAGCCGCGAUGGCCCGACAGACGCACCGGCGGAUCGGCGAGGCCAAAAACCCAGGUCCACGACGCGCUCGUGACCUCAAGUACAGAGACAGGAUCCGCUUAGAAGACGUCUGCCUCGUGGAGCCUGCCACAGAGAAACUUGGCCUGCGUGUGUUCGCCUUGUUCCAGGCUUGGUGUCUGCAGGAGUUGUCUGCCAACGCCUGGGAAUCGUUGUGCCAGUGCGACCUGACCCUAGCUGAGUUGGUUUGCGGCUUUGGCCACCAUCUGUACUACGCCAAGCAGUCACUUUACAGUUUCAGGCAAUUGGUCGCUUACUUGCAGCGCGACAACCCUAGACGUAGGGCUAGUUUCGGGCGCGUCUGGCAGCUGAUCAGCAAGUGGGAACAGCUGGAACCGAUCGAGCAUCGAAGUCCGAUGCCGGUUGGAGUCCUCAGGGCGAUGAUUGCCGUCGCUAUUUGUUGGCGGUGGUAUAGGUGGGCAGGAGUCACCCUGCUCGCUUUCUUUGGCAUUUGUCGACCGGGUGAAGUCUUGCAGGCAGCUCGAGACGAUCUGCUCUUACCAGAGGACUUGAUUGCAGAGGCUCCGGAGGCCAUCUACCUGAAAGUGCGUGCUCCGAAAUCCAGACGACGCGGCCUCGGUAGAAGCCAGCACGCGAAGAUUGUGGAUCCUCAGGUCGUGCGAUUCUGUGCAUCGGUGUUUGGCUCAUUGAAGCGCGGGGUGCCACUGUUUCAUGCCAGUCCAUCAGCAUAUCGCCGUCGUUGGGAUGUUCUGCUUGAGGCGUUGCGAGUACCAGCCGUCAUUCGCCUCACGCCCGCAUCGCUUCGUGCAGGCGGAGCAGUUUUCGCUUACCGCUCCAACGUUGAGAUCCACACGCUUCUCUGGCGCAUGAGACUCGUGAAUCUGGAAACUUUACAGCACUACUUACAGGAAGUGGGUGCUGAUAGCAUCAUACUGAGGCUCCCGACAGAAUCGCGGCGAGCGAUUACUGCAGCAAGCAAUUUGUACGAUGCCCUUUUGACAGGCUCUAGUCCGUGA
This is a messenger RNA of Symbiodinium necroappetens, 2850 nucleotides long. The record is from the annotation of a GenBank genome assembly. NCBI's taxonomy places the organism in Eukaryota, Dinophyceae, Suessiales, Symbiodiniaceae.